Solanum dulcamara is the source of this 2551-nucleotide messenger RNA. RefSeq names its product probable metal-nicotianamine transporter YSL7. The record is from RefSeq and is a predicted model, not a curated record. Gene Ontology annotation, cellular component: membrane. NCBI's taxonomy places the organism in Eukaryota, Viridiplantae, Streptophyta, Magnoliopsida, Solanales, Solanaceae. The transcript is spliced from 6 exons. Gene Ontology annotation, molecular function: oligopeptide transmembrane transporter activity. Bases 242 to 2329 code for a protein of 695 amino acids.
AUACACUACAGCUUUUGAAGAAAAAAGAGAGAUGCAUCAGACCACCCACCCUAGCCCCCAAUUUGUCGAAUGAUAAUGACAAAUAUUCACCCUUUAGUACACACUAUACACAGUAUGAAUCUUGAUCCCAUUAGCAGUCCCCCACUCAUCUCCUUUCUUCAAUAAAUACCAAUUUCCCAAAUCCCAACUUCUAAUUUUUUUUUUUAAAAAUCCCAACUUUUUUUCACACACCACUAGAGCCAUGGAUAGAUCCAAUAGUGUCAAUAGAAGAGAACCACACACAACAAAUGGUACCACAAAAAGUCAAGAAGAUCAUGAAGAUGAAUUAACACAAUCAGUAGAAAGGAUAUUUGAAUCAAAAGAAGUGCCAUCAUGGCAAAGUCAAUUAACUUUGAGGGCAUUUUUUGUGAGCUUAAUAUUGGGAAUUUUAUUCACUUUUAUUGUCAUGAAAUUGAAUCUUACUACUGGAAUUAUACCUUCUCUUAAUGUCUCUGCUGGACUUUUAGGCUUCUUUUUUGUCAAGACUUGGACUAAAUUUCUUGACAAAUCUGGAGUUUUAAAACAACCAUUUACAAGACAAGAAAAUACUGUUAUUCAGACUUGUGUUGUUGCAACUUCAGGCAUAGCCUUUAGUGGAGGUUUUGGAAGCUAUCUUUUUGGCAUGAGUGAAGUUGUUGCUAAGCAAUCACAAGAAGCUAAUGCUGCAGAUAAUAUCAAGAACCCUUCUUUGGGAUGGAUGAUAUGUUUCCUCUUUGUUGUCAGCUUUCUUGGACUUUUCUCAGUUGUUCCCCUUCGUAAGAUUAUGAUCAUAGACUUCAAACUGAUUUAUCCAAGUGGUACUGCAACUGCUCACUUGAUCAAUAGUUUCCAUACUCCACAAGGAGCUAAGCUAGCCAAGAAACAAGUAAAAGCUUUAGGAAAGUUUUUCACCUUCAGCUUCUUAUGGGGCUUCUUCCAGUGGUUUUUUACAGCAGGGGAUGGCUGUGGAUUCGUGAAUUUCCCCACGUUAGGUCUCAAAGCCUACGAGAACAGGUUUUAUUUUGACUUCUCCGCGACAUAUGUUGGUGUUGGGAUGAUAUGUCCUUAUCUAAUCAACGUGUCGUUGCUAGUUGGAGCGAUCCUUUCAUGGGGUAUAAUGUGGCCUCUUAUUCAAGACAGAAAAGGUCAUUGGUACCCUGCUGAUCAAAGUGCUAGCAGCCUUCACGGCAUACAGGGUUACAGGGUCUUUAUAGCAAUAGCUAUGAUCCUUGGUGAUGGUCUUUACAACUUCAUCAAAGUACUUGGACGAACAUUGUAUGGUAUAUAUUGCCAAUUCCGCGAGAAAAGAACAGGGUCCGUCCUUCCUGUUGGUGCCCGUGCAUCCCCUGCAGAGGCGUCUCUGUCUUAUGAUGAUCAGAUACGAACCGAGCUUUUCCUCAAGGAUCAAAUCCCUACGUGGGUAGCGAUAGUCGGUUAUGUUAGCAUUGCCAUCCUCUCCACUAUAAUACUUCCACACAUUUUCCAUCAACUUAAAUGGUACUACAUCGUCGUGAUAUACAUUUUUGCACCGGUACUAGCCUUCUGCAAUGCUUAUGGAUGUGGUCUCACUGACUGGUCAUUGGCAUCAAUGUAUGGGAAGCUGGCAAUCUUCACGAUCGGGGCAUGGGCUGGGGCGUCUCAUGGUGGUGUUCUAGCAGGAUUAGCUGCUUGUGGUGUCAUGAUGAACAUAGUCUCAACUGCAUCCGAUCUAACGCAGGACUUCAAGACCGGUUACAUGACGUUGGCUUCUCCUAGGUCCAUGUUCAUAAGCCAGAUAAUCGGAACAGCAAUGGGCUGUGUCAUCUCCCCUUGUGUAUUUUGGCUAUUCUACAAGGCCUUCCACGACUUAGGCAUUCCUGGUUCAGAGUACCCUGCCCCUUACGCUAUAGUCUAUCGUAACAUGUCUAUCUUGGGAGUCGAAGGCUUCUCAGCUCUACCAAAGAAUUGUCUCACCCUAUGCUACAUAUUCUUCAUCGGAGCUAUUGCAAUCAACGCGUUAAGGGAUGCUGUUGGAAAGAACAAGGCAAAGUACAUUCCUCUUCCAAUGGCAAUGGCUAUACCGUUCUAUCUUGGAUCCUAUUUCGCCAUUGAUAUGUGCCUCGGGAGCCUGAUUUUGUUCGUCUGGACAAAGAUAAACAAGGCCAAGGCCGAUGCAUUUGGACCAGCUGUAGCGUCUGGACUUAUUUGUGGUGAUGGAAUCUGGACCUUGCCUAGUUCAAUCCUAGCUUUAUCAGGUGUGAAUCCGCCGAUUUGCAUGAAAUUUUUAUCAAGGAAGGACAAUAUGAUAGUAGAUAAGUUCAUGAAGCAUUGAAGUCGUUAACGUCUAGGUUUUAUCGCGUUCUUAUUGUUCUGUUUUUCCUCUGUAUGUUUGCGUUUUGCACGAUAUUGUUCCAUGUCCAUAUUGCUAUGAACUUUCCAAAGAUAGAAGUUAAAUUUACUUAUACAGAACAUGAUUGAUCUUUCAUAUAUCAAGUUGUAAAUGUGAUAUAUUUAAAGUACACUCCACAAGUUUAUUGUAUUUUGCCAUUCCUCA